Molecule: messenger RNA, 858 nt
Organism: Seminavis robusta
Lineage: Eukaryota; Bacillariophyta; Bacillariophyceae; Naviculales; Naviculaceae
Source: the annotation of a GenBank genome assembly
AUGCUCGCCGUGGCCAACGAACCAGAACCCAUUCGAGUCGCCUACGCUGGAUUCGGAAAAAGCGGAACAAGGUCCCUUGCCCAAGCCCUGACUCGGCUCGGUUACAAAACCUGCCACGGAACCGAGAUGAUCGCCAUGAAGGGAUACAAGGGCAUUAUGGAAGCCUUUGCCGACGACCGCAUCGAUGACGCACUCCGUCUCACCGAAGAAGAAGGAUGCAAUGCCACUUUCGAAGUCCAUUCCUGGUGGUGGCAGGAGGUCCGCAAGAAACGCCCCAAUGCCAAGUUUAUUGUGGUCAUUCGAGACUACGAUCGGUGGGAACCGAGCAUGCAACACACUCUCAAGGUGCUCCAGCCCAUGCUCCGGUAUCCCUUUCGGUGGGUCCCUGUCAUGGAUGUGGGCGUCCGUGUCAUGGUGAAAGCGGCGAUGCAUUCCAUGGACGUGGGACCCGACUACGCCAUGGAGUACCUGACGCACCCCACCGACGAGAAAUUCAUUGCCAAACGAAAACAAAUGUACGACAAGUUUGUUGUGGAUGGCACAAAGUUUGCCCAAAAGGAACCAAAGCGAGCCUUGCUGUUUCAUUUGAAGGAUGGCUAUGCACCAUUGUGUCAGUUUCUGGGUGUUGACAAUGACAAGUGCCCAAUCGACGAACCAUUCCCUCAUAUCAACACGCGCUGGGAACUCACCAUUACUAUUGCUGUGUUUAUGAUCAUCGAAGUGUCUGUGUUUCUUGCCCCAGUCCUUGUCAUUUUAGUUGUGGCUAGAAAACUGUGGUUGCGGCGGGGCACAUCCGAUUCUGCUGCCGUCACUGAUGCUGCUGCAACAGCAGAGAGGAGGAAUAAGAAACACAAGUAG